Messenger RNA from Stylophora pistillata, 773 nucleotides. Its product is annotated as KRR1 small subunit processome component homolog. Gene Ontology annotation, molecular function: RNA binding. Gene Ontology annotation, cellular component: nucleolus; small-subunit processome. NCBI's taxonomy places the organism in Eukaryota, Metazoa, Cnidaria, Anthozoa, Scleractinia, Pocilloporidae. The record is from RefSeq and is a predicted model, not a curated record.
CUAGCAAUGAUGGCGGACGGCGAGUCAGCAGGAACAGAACAGACGGGUGGCAGCAAGAAAAGAAACUACAGGAAAGACAAACCCUGGGAUCACGAGGGAAUUGACCAUUGGAAAAUCGAACCAUUCUCAAAUGAAGACAAUCCUCAUGGCAUGAUAGAGGAGAGUUCGUUCGCAACUUUAUUUCCUAAAUAUAGAGAAAAAUACCUGCGGGAGUUCUGGCCUUUGGUGGAAAAGAAGUUGAAGCUCAGCGUGUUUUAGAAGAUGAUGUUGCAUGUGACAUCAUUAAGAUAGGAUCUCUUGUUCGUAACCGAGAAAGGUUUGUGAAGAGAAGACAAAGGCUGCUAGGUCCAAAUGGAGCUACAUUAAAGGCUCUUGAAUUACUCACACAAUGUUAUAUCAUGGUACAAGGCAAUACUGUGGCAUCACUUGGUCCAUACAAAGGACUUAAACAGGUUCGUAAAGUGGUGGAAGACACAAUGAAGAACAUACAUCCGAUUUAUAACAUCAAGACACUAAUGAUAAAGAGAGAGUUAGCCAAAGAUCCAGAGUUGAAAAAUGAAUCUUGGGACAGAUUUUUGCCCAAGUUUAGACAGACCACUGCAAAGAAGGUUAAGAAAGCCAAGUUUAAGAAGAAGGAAUAUACUCCAUUCCCUCCGCCUCAAACAGAGAGCAAGAUUGAUAAACAGUUAGCCAGUGGUGAAUAUUUUCUACAAGAAAAAGAAAGGAGACUGAAAGCUCAGCAGGAAAAGAAGGUACAGAGUACAUCUGAAUAA